Molecule: messenger RNA, 1854 nt
Organism: Varanus komodoensis (Komodo dragon)
Lineage: Eukaryota; Metazoa; Chordata; Lepidosauria; Squamata; Varanidae
Gene: TTC6
Product: tetratricopeptide repeat domain 6
Exons: 13
Coding region: 1-1854 (617 amino acids)
Molecular function (GO): protein binding
Source: RefSeq, a predicted model, not a curated record
AUGAAGAAUUAUGAACUUGCUAGUUUCUGCAUAUACCAAGUGGCAGAAAUGGAAGAAGGACCCCUUGAGUGUUCUCUUGUUCAAGAAGCACUUGUUCACUCAUUUUGCCAGAAUCAUAAGAAAGCUGUUGAGUGUGCCCUUGCAGUUACCAAAAAGCAACCUGAAUCUUCUUCCAUGUUUGUUCUGCUUGGAAAAAUCCAAAUGAAAGCCAAAAAGCACAAGGAUGCUGUGGCCAGCUUCAAGCAAGCCUUGAAACUGCUGACUAGUACUAUGAGAGCGCCACCUAGUACAUUUGAGACUGCAGAAAUAUAUUUCUUUAUGGGUCAAUGCUAUAUGGAGCAAAUCUGUUUAUUAGAGGCCUGUGAUGCUUUUACUUCUGCAGUCAGGCUAUGUCCACGUUAUGCGGAUGCAUAUUACCAGCGUGGGCUGUGCAGAAUGCAACUCCAACAAGCUAAAUGUAUAUUAGAUUUUAACAAAACCCUUGCUGUUUCACCAGCACAUUUUCAGGCAUAUUUAAGUCGUGCUGCUUACUUUGGGAGCAAAGGAAGAUACUCUAAAGCAAUAAUGAAUUGUACUGAAGCACUCAAAAUUGAGCCUAAGAGUGUGAGAGCCUAUCUUUACAGAGGAGCACUGAAAUUUUAUAAUAGGACUUAUAAACAGGCUGUUGAAGAUUUAACUACAGCUAUAGACCUGGACAAUGCAUGUGUUUUGGCAUAUUACAAUAGGGCAAUUUCCUUCCACAAACUAAAGGACUGGAAAAAUGCAUUGAAAGAUUAUGGGAUUGUUCUCCUUCUAGAAACUAGCAAUGACACUUUCCUGAAAGUGUUGAUCAACCGUGCACUACUCUAUAUAGAAUUGGACCAGCAUGAUAAUGCACUAGAGGACUUUAAAGAGGUGGCACAGAGUAAACCAAAAGAUAGACAACUACUUCAAGUUAUUGGACUCUGUUAUCAUAGGCUUAAGAAGUAUGAAGAAGCCGUGCAUUCAUAUUCCAAGCUUCUUAAAUUAGAUCCCUUUUUUUUGGAUGGCUAUAUUGGACGAGCGAAUUCAUACAUGGAAUUUGGUCAUCAGGAAGCCACCAAACAAGCCCUGAAAGAUUUCUUGAAAGCAAUACAUCUUGAUCCAACAUGUAUAAAGGCCAGACUUUGCUUAGGAUACAAUUUGCAGGCUCUUGCAAAGUUUCAGAAAGCUUGGACCCAGUUUACAGUAGCCAUUCUGAUUGAUCCAAAAUGUCAUUUAGCUUAUGAUGGGAGAGCUAUAGUCUGUCUUCAGAUGGGUGAUAAUUUUGCUGCCUUUCAAGAUACAAAUGCUGCUCUGAAGAUAACUACCAAUGCAGAAUUGCUUACAAAUCGAGGUGUCAUUAACCAGUUUAUGGGAUUUUUAAAUUGUGCCAUGAAAGACUAUCAGCAGGCUAUUACCAUUGAUCCCAACUAUGCUUUGGCAUAUUUCAAUGCAGCAAAUAUCUACCUGUUAAACAGGCAAUUUUCUCAGGCAAAUAAGUAUUAUUCCCAGGCACUGAGACUUGAUCCAAAAAAUGAAUCUGCAUUCCUGAAUCGAGCUAUUACAAAUACACUGUUAAAAAAUUUUGAAGAUGCAAAAGAAGAUUUUGAGAAAGCAGUUUGCCUUUCUCCAUUCUCUGCAGCAAUAUAUUUUAACAAGGCAAACCUCUACAGCACAUUACAGCAAUAUGAGCAAGCUGAGGAGGACAUUUCAAAAGCCCUGUCAAUUCAACCUUAUGAUGCCCUGAUGUAUAAGCUAAGAGCUGAUAUUCGUGGCAAACUGGGCUUAAUUAAAGAAGCUAUUGCUGAUUACAAGAAAGCCAUCAGUCUCCAAGAACUUAUUAGCACUGGAUAA